AUGGAGAACGGUUCAUGGGAGGUUUUAGGUUCAAAAGGGUUGGUUAAGAGACAUGAAUUCGUUAGGAUUAUGGUCCAAUGCUUAUACUCGUUAGGAUUCAAGAAAUCUGCUUCUUGUCUUGAAAACGAGUCGAACAUCUCGUGUAAAUCGGAUGACUUUGCAAUUCUUGAAAUGCAAGUUUUGAGUGGCAAUUGGGGUAGUUGCUUAGGGGUGCUCGACAGAAUUUUCGAUAAUCCUAAGGAUGAUGUGAGAAAUACGGCUUUGUAUCUAGUGUUCAAGCAAUGUUUGUUUGAGUAUUUGAAACGUGGGGAUGCUUCUUCAGCAUUGAAUGUGCUACGGAAGCAAGCUCCUAUGUUACUGGUGGGGAAAGAGAAGAUUCACAGGCUUGCUUGUGACAUUAUUUCUUCGAAAGAGAUGGAAUCCGGAGAAGUAGACAACUGUUUAGUUCAAGAUUUGAGGAAAAGAUUGUUGGUCGAACUGGAGAUGUUAAUCCCUUCGCCAAUUGUUAUUCCUGAGAGAAGAUUGGAACAUUUGGUUGAGACUGCUGUGAUGGACCAGAUCGAUUCGUGUAUGUAUCAUAAUUCAUGGGAUGCAGUAUCACUCUACAAGGAUCACCAUUGCGGUAGAGACCAAAUUCCUUCAGAAACAGUUCAGAUUUUGAUGGCACACAAAAAUGAAGUGUGGUUUGUGCAAUUUUCUAACAAUGGCAAAUAUCUGGCCACUGCAUCAAGCGAUUGUACAGCUAUAAUAUGGAAGGUACUGGAUGACAACAAACUCGAACUGAAGCACACUCUUCAGAGCCACCAAAAUCCAGUGUCUUUUGUCUCGUGGAGCCCUGACGAUACUAAGUUGCUUACAUGUGGAAAUGCUGAGGUUCUAAAGCUAUGGGAUGUUGACACAGGUGUGUUGAGACACACAUUUGGAAACAACGAUAACGGAUUCACGGUCAGCUCUUGCGCAUGGUUCCCUGACUCAACUCGGCUUGUCUGGGGCAGUUCUGACCCAGAAAGAGGGAUUGUAAUGUGGGACACUGAUGGAAACGAGAUCAAAGCCUGGAGAGGAACGAGAAUUCCAAAGGUAGUGGAUUUGGCUGUGACGCCAGAUGGCGAGAGUAUGAUCACGGUGUUUUCGGAUAAAGAUAUUCGGAUCUUGAAUUUGGAGACAAAAGUCGAACGUGUUAUCUCUGAGGAACAACCAAUUACAUCCCUUUCGAUUUCUGCUAAUGGUAAGUUCUUUAUAGUCAACUUGAGUAGCCAAGAGAUACAUCUUUGGGACCUUGCUGGAGAGUGGAAACAACCAUUGAAGUUUUCGGGUCACAAGCAGAGCAAAUACGUGAUACGGUCAUGUUUUGGUGGGUUGGACAGUUUGUUCAUCGCCAGUGGAAGUGAAAAUUCACAGGUUUACAUAUGGAAUUUGAAGAACGCAAAGCCGCUUGAAGUGUUAUCAGGUCAUUCCAUGACUGUGAACUGUGUGAGCUGGAACCCGAGAAAUCCUCGGAUGCUGGCCUCUGCGAGUGAUGACCAGACCAUCCGUAUUUGGGGACCAGCCAAACUGAAGAACCAAUUAGAUAACCGAAAACUGCAGUAG
Messenger RNA from Arabis nemorensis, 1587 nucleotides. Lineage: Eukaryota; Viridiplantae; Streptophyta; Magnoliopsida; Brassicales; Brassicaceae. The record is from the annotation of a GenBank genome assembly.